UUCCCUCCCUUUUUCCUUCUCAGCUCCCGCUCCACCAUCACGAUUGGCCAGCGGACCUCCUCGCUUCGGCCAAUAAACGCCGCUCUCUCGCCCCCGUGUUACUGGGUAGAACAAAACAAAAACAAACAGAGCGAGAGGGGGCAGAGGCGCUCUGAGGCGGCGGUGGAAGCUGAGGUGCGGGGUCUGGGCCGGCGGACUAGGGACGUGGGUGAGCGGCGGCGGCGGCGGCGGCGGCGGCGGCGGCCCGAGGGGAAACAGAUUCCAAGGGAAGACUUCCAUUGGUAAUUUAAUCAGUGCAAGUGACAUUAAGGAACAAUGGAUAUAGAAAAUGAGCAAAUACUGAAUGUAAACCCCACAGAUCCUGAUAAUUUAAGCGACUCUCUCUUUUCUGGUGAUGAAGAAAAUGCUGGGACUGAAGAAAUAAAAAAUGAGAUAAAUGGAAAUUGGAUUUCGGCAUCCUCCAUUAACGAAGCUAGAAUUAAUGCCAAGGCAAAAAGGCGCCUGAGGAAAAACUCAUCCCGGGACUCUGGCAGAGGCGAUUCAGUCAGUGAUAAUGGAAGUGAAGCCCUUAGAAGUGGAGUAACUGUACCAACCAGUCCAAAGGGAAGGUUGCUAGAUAGGAGAUCCAGAUCUGGGAAAGGAAGGGGACUACCAAAGAAAGGUGGUGCAGGAGGCAAAGGUGUCUGGGGUACACCUGGACAGGUAUAUGAUGUGGAGGAGGUGGAUGUGAAAGAUCCUAACUAUGACGACGACCAGGAGAACUGUGUUUAUGAAACUGUAGUUUUGCCUUUGGAUGAAACAGCAUUUGAGAAGACUUUAACACCAAUCAUACAGGAAUAUUUUGAGCAUGGAGAUACUAAUGAAGUUGCGGAAAUGCUGAGAGAUUUAAAUCUUGGUGAAAUGAAAAGUGGAGUACCAGUGUUGGCAGUGUCCUUGGCAUUGGAGGGAAAGGCUAGUCAUAGAGAAAUGACAUCUAAGCUUCUUUCUGACCUUUGUGGGACAGUAAUGAGCACAAAUGAUGUAGAAAAAUCAUUUGACAAAUUAUUGAAAGAUCUACCUGAAUUGGCAUUGGAUACUCCUAGAGCACCACAGUUGGUGGGCCAGUUUAUUGCUAGAGCUGUUGGAGAUGGAAUUUUAUGUAAUACCUAUAUUGAUAGUUACAAAGGAACUGUAGAUUGUGUACAGGCUAGAGCUGCUCUGGACAAGGCUACUGUGCUCCUGAGUAUGUCUAAAGGUGGAAAGCGCAAAGACAGUGUGUGGGGUUCUGGAGGUGGGCAGCAGUCUGUUAAUCACCUUGUUAAAGAGAUUGAUAUGCUGCUGAAAGAGUAUUUACUCUCUGGAGACAUAUCUGAAGCUGAACAUUGCCUCAAGGAACUGGAAGUACCUCAUUUUCACCAUGAGCUUGUAUAUGAAGCCAUUGUAAUGGUUUUAGAGUCAACUGGAGAAAGUACAUUUAAGAUGAUUUUGGAUUUAUUAAAAUCUCUUUGGAAAUCUUCUACCAUUACUCUAGACCAAAUGAAAAGAGGUUAUGAGAGAAUUUACAAUGAAAUUCCAGACAUUAAUCUGGAUGUCCCACAUUCAUACUCUGUGCUUGAGCGAUUUGUAGAAGAAUGUUUUCAGGCUGGAAUAAUUUCCAAACAACUCAGAGAUCUUUGUCCUUCAAGGGGCAGAAAACGUUUUGUAAGUGAAGGAGAUGGAGGUCGUCUUAAACCAGAGAGCUACUGAAUAUAAGAACUCUUACAGUCUUAGAUGUUAUAAAAAAAUAUAUAAAUAUAUCUGAAUUGUAAGAGUUGUUAGCACAGGUUUUUUGUUUUUUUUUUUUGAAGCACUUGUUUUUUGGGUACAAGGCGUUUCUGAAAUUUUAUAAACUUAAAAUUUAAGGGGAAUUUUUAAAGGACGUGUUUUUUUCUUUUUAUCUUUUUCUUUUUUUUCUUUUGAGGGUGUUAAGGAGGGACAGAAGAGUAACCACUUCUUAAGUGGAAUAUUCUCAUAAGCUACCUUUUGUAAGUGCCAUGUUUAUGACCUAAUCAUUCCAAGUUUUGCAUUGAUGUCUGACUGCCACUCCUUUCUUUCAAAGACAGUGUUUUUGUAGUAAAAUCACUGGUUUAUACAAAGCUUUAUUUAGGGGGUAAAGUUAAGCUGCUAAAACCCCAUGUUGGCUGCUGCUGUUGGAAUACUGUGCUUUGGGAGUAAAAAAAAAAAAAAAGUUAUUUCUUUGUCUUGAAGAAUUUUAAGAAAAUGAGUUAGUCAUAAGACUUAUUCAUUUUUCCAGGGAACAUAUUGAUUGGUCUUAAAGACUAGACAGUUAAAUAAAUGGUGGCUGGAACAUCUAUUUUUCUACAAAACUGGAAAAAUGAACCCGGUUCUAAAAGAAUGUAUGACAAAAUAAAACAUGUGAAGCAGUGUUGAUUCUUUA
Molecule: messenger RNA, 2416 nt
Organism: Callorhinus ursinus (northern fur seal)
Lineage: Eukaryota; Metazoa; Chordata; Mammalia; Carnivora; Otariidae
Gene: PDCD4
Product: programmed cell death 4
Biological process (GO): negative regulation of DNA-templated transcription
Cellular component (GO): nucleus; cytosol
Source: RefSeq, a predicted model, not a curated record